Molecule: messenger RNA, 1972 nt
Organism: Ctenopharyngodon idella (grass carp)
Lineage: Eukaryota; Metazoa; Chordata; Actinopteri; Cypriniformes; Xenocyprididae
Gene: cacng7b
Product: calcium channel, voltage-dependent, gamma subunit 7b
Exons: 6
Coding region: 320-1363 (347 amino acids)
Biological process (GO): neurotransmitter receptor transport, postsynaptic endosome to lysosome; regulation of AMPA receptor activity; positive regulation of synaptic transmission, glutamatergic
Cellular component (GO): postsynaptic density membrane; AMPA glutamate receptor complex
Molecular function (GO): channel regulator activity; voltage-gated calcium channel activity
Source: RefSeq, a predicted model, not a curated record
GCUUUUUGUGUGUCUGCAUCUGCGUUUUUUCUCCAUACGGACGAGGUCUGUGUCUCACAGUAAAGCUAUGACUCAUGACUCUGUAGGCACUUGUGUGUGAUGUGAAUCACUGCCAAUAAUGUUUCACUUUCUGCCUCAAUGACUGCCACCCGUUAAGCCUGGUGAACUUUGACCUUUUGUGCGAUUGGUUGAUAACCGCCACAGUGGGACAGGAACUAUCUCUCAUGAUCUUUUAUACUCCUCCUCUUUGUUUUCUCUUGGCAUUUUUUUACUGAUGAACUGAAGAAUAACACAGACUGUGCAGAAGUGUCUGGAUUUUAUGAUGAGCUCUUGCAGCAGCAGGGCUCUGACUCUGCUCUCCACAGUGUUUGGGGCGUGUGGACUGCUGUUGGUGGGGGUUGCCGUGGCGACGGAUUAUUGGCUACUGAUGGAGGAGGGAAUCGUACUGCAGCAGAACCAAACUGUCGAUGUCAAGAUGGCAUUGCAUUCUGGCCUCUGGAGAGUGUGCUUCAUAGCAGGUACAGAGAAAGGUAGAUGUGUCGCCUCUGAGUAUUUCACAGAGCCAGAGAUUGAAAUCACCACAGAAAACACUGCAAAUAUCCUCAAGAUGGUGCGGACAGCUACGCCCUUCCCUAUGGUGUCUCUGCUCUUCGUUUUCAUGGCCUUCAUCAUCAGUAACGUGGGCCACAUUCGUCCACAGCGCACCAUCCUGGCCUUCAUUUCUGGAAUCUUCUUCAUCCUCUCAGGGUUGAGUCUAGUAGUGGGGUUGGUGCUGUAUAUCUCCAGUAUCAAUGAUGAAGUAAUGAACAGGCCACGGGAGCCAGAGCAGUUCUUCAACUACCGCUAUGGCUGGUCCUUUGCAUUUGCUGCCAGCUCAUUCCUGCUCAAAGAGGGUGCCGGUGUGAUGUCAGUGUAUCUCUUUAUGAAGCGCUAUGCAGAAGAGGAGAUGUAUCGGCCUCACCCGGCUCUCUAUCGCCCCCGCCUUUCCGAGGGCAGUGACUACAGUGGCCAGUACCUGCACCCAGAGACCUGGCCUCCCCCCCAACGCGCACGGAGCGCCUCUGAGAUCUCUAGCGACAUCUCCAUCCAGCUCACUCAAAACCCUCAGCACCCGCCGAAGACCAGCGGCCAGCAGGGCACAUCAUCUCCGGGAAUCACCGCAGCUUCCAGCCCCACCUCUGGAGCUGGAUACCAGCUGCCAUCGUCAGGUUCUGGAGCUCAAUUUCCCCACAACCAUCCCCUCCACCCUGGGGCGCACGGGCCAGCUGCAGCAUCCCAGACCCUGCCCAUGUCCGCAUCACCCGCUGCAGUGCCACCCCCACACUAUCACACACAUAUGCGCAUGAGCGCCUCUCCAUGCUAAUCGCAGAAGGAAGAGAAAGUUUAUAGAGUAUUUGUUUUUAAAUGAGAUAAUGCAUAAACGAGAAACAGAAAAUAUUAUACAAGGCAAGAUAUAGUUUUUUAUAUGACGUUAAAAAAACUGUUUGUAGCAAAAGGCCUCUUUUUAAGACUGAAUGUUGUUGUUGUGAAAUUGUAGCAUAUUAAACUGCACUGGAUCGAAUGGGGUUCAUGCAGAACACUUGACAAUCGCACACACCAGAACUGACAAUUCAUUUACUUAGACAUACACAGUAGUGCACAUAAGAGAGCUGUAACUAUUGCCUUUAAUUCUGGAGAUUAUAUAAAACCGAACUUAAGUUAUUUCUCAUCAUGAAACUGUGAAUUGUUUGUUUUAUUGUUAACAUUAUCAUCAAAUGCUAGAGUGGGAAUUACUUGCGAACAAAUUUAAAAUGUUGAACAUAUUGUUUGGAUUUGAGAUAAGAGUGAUUCAUAAGCCUGAGUUCAGAUAUAUUGCGUAUUUCUUGUGUAAAUAUUGUGUACUGUUGUUUUGGCUGUGAUUUGGUUCACUGCCUUUCUGCAGAAUGUUGACAAAUUUGGUGGGGAAAAACUAAAUUAAAAUGCUUUAAACGCU